GAAAGGGUGGAGGGAGGAGAGGUAAGUAUAAAAGACUUGCGCUGAGGAAUUAGGAAAUAUUGCUCAGGAAAAAUAGACUGACUGAUAUUACCAACACUUCUCACUUCAACCUUAACUGAAGGUAACGACAGAGACCCAAAGAUGAAGAGCCUUCUUCAAUUCCUUGCACUCUGUGCUGUGCUCUCACUGUGUGUCUCCCUCGGCAGAGGAAGAGCUACCCGGUCAAAUUCAGACUCCAAUGAAAGCACAGAAUCCAGUGAAGAUGUGUUUGUGGCCCCGAGGCGAGCCAACUCCUUCAUCACGCCACAGAGACACGCCGUAUACAACCUUCCCCGAGGAAACGGCUACAACAAUUACUUUUUGAGUCGGCGGGUCAAGUCUCCAGCAGAGAGACGUGCUGAGACCUGCGAGGAUUACUCUCCCUGCCGCUUCUUCGCCUAUCGCAACGGCUACCAGGUGGCCUACCGGAGAUACUUUGGGACCGCCACUCCACAGAGGAGACCAUCUGCAGCUCGUCGAUAUUAAAUAUCCGCAUAUAUGCUUGCAACGGACACACUUCACCAACGGGGACGUAUUAUGGCAGUCUACGACUUAAGUUAUAACGGUGGCCUCUUCUGGAUGUGAUUGUUUUUUUCCAAAAAUGAUCAACCUACAUGACAACCCCUCAUUAUUAACAUACAUAUUCAUGCUCCGUCAUUUGUAUCAGCACGGGAUAACUGUUUUAUCCAACGAUCACAUCUUCCAAUCAUUUAUAAGCUAUGUAUGUUUUGUUUUCUCCCUAUAUGUUAACCAUUUGCCCCUCGAACCACACUUUGUUAUGAUUCACCCGCAGCUCUGCUGUCAGUGUGAAAAUAAAAAAUAUUUUAUUUUGG
Molecule: messenger RNA, 872 nt
Organism: Hippocampus comes (tiger tail seahorse)
Lineage: Eukaryota; Metazoa; Chordata; Actinopteri; Syngnathiformes; Syngnathidae
Gene: mgp
Product: matrix Gla protein
Exons: 5
Coding region: 142-525 (127 amino acids)
Cellular component (GO): extracellular region
Molecular function (GO): calcium ion binding
Source: RefSeq, a predicted model, not a curated record